AUGCCAUCUCUUUUGCUGCCAGAAGGCGAUCCUCGCCGCCACAGCUCACUGUGUGACAGAACUACUGAUCUGACUGAGUUGACGCCUGACUCUAUCCCUCUGCAUCCCCUGGGCCUCAAGCCUCUAGGCAACCAAUACAUCUUCAAUGGCCGGAAUGCUCGAAGGUCCAUCGGGGUCUGGAACAUGUUGCCCGACGAGAUUAUGAUGCUCAUCCUGGAGCAUGUAGAUACCCAUGAGCUCUUCAACCUUGGCCACACAUCAAAGUUCCUUUACGCCUUUUGCCACUCGGACGAAUUAUGGAAGGCUCUGUUUCUUCGAUCGGCUCCGAAGAAUAGCAAAUCGAUCCGCUGGCAAGGAUCUUGGCGGUCGACCGUACUUGGGCUGCCUGCUCCAAGCAAUCAAGGGUCUCUGGUUGAUUGCAGUAACGUUUUCUCCGACGUCCUCCAUAGGCCCUUUGCCUGUAGCCAUGUUGUUCUGUCACAGUUCGCCUCCAACAUCCCCAAGGCUAACCAGAUCCGCCGUUUUCAGAAUUUGACAUACGAGCAGUAUGCCGAGAAAUGGACUGAAGAGCCCUUUGUGCUUACCGAGUGCAUACAGGACUGGCCCGUUUGCUCCGAGUGGUCCAUCGAGUCACUCCUUGACAAGUAUGCCAGCGUUGAGUUUCGAGCCGAGGCCGUGGACUGGCCAUUUGCGACUUAUUGCAAGUACAUGGAGAACACCAAGGACGAGAGCCCCUUGUACCUGUUCGAUCGCAAAUUCGCCGAGAAGAUGGGCAUCUCAGUGGGGCACGAACCAGAGGCGGCAUACUGGAAGCCAGAUUGCUUUGGUCCCGACAUGUUCGAGGUUCUCGGGGAUGAGCGACCUGCUCACCGGUGGUUGAUUAUUGGGCCUGAGCGAAGCGGCUCGACCUUUCACAAGGACCCUAAUGCGACGAGUGCCUGGAACGCUGUGAUCCAGGGUUCCAAGUACUGGAUCAUGUUUCCACCCACCGCCCAGGUUCCGGGCGUCUACGUGUCGGAGGACAGCAGCGAGGUAACGAGCCCGCUGAGCAUUGCCGAGUGGCUGCUCACGUUCCACGAGGAGGCGCGGCGAUUACCUGAGUGUGUCGAGGGCAUCUGCAAGACAGGAGAGAUUCUCCACGUCCCAAGUGGGUGGUGGCAUCUAGUGGUCAACCUGGAAAACGGCAUUGCCCUGACGCAGAACUUUGUUCCUCAGUCUCCAAGCCUGAAUCUCGUGUCUGAGGUGCUGUCGUUCCUCCGAGACAAGGCCGACCAAGUUAGUGGAUUCGACGAGGGAGUCGAGAAUCCGUUUGGACUGUUUUCAGAGAGGAUGAAGAGCAGCUACCCCGAUGUCCUGAAAAAGGCGUUGGACUUGGCCGACAGGAAGAGCGGGAGGAAGCGCAAGUGGGAUACCACAGUCGGUGGCGGAGAAGAGGAACAACAGGGAGGAGGGGAGUUCAGCUUCGGGUUUGGAGGCGACGAUGAUGAUGAGAUACCCUAG
Ilyonectria robusta is the source of this 1500-nucleotide messenger RNA. RefSeq lists its product as uncharacterized. The record is from RefSeq and is a predicted model, not a curated record. NCBI's taxonomy places the organism in Eukaryota, Fungi, Ascomycota, Sordariomycetes, Hypocreales, Nectriaceae. Bases 1 to 1500 code for a protein of 499 amino acids. The transcript has 2 exons. Gene Ontology annotation, cellular component: nucleus. Gene Ontology annotation, molecular function: cis-regulatory region sequence-specific DNA binding; protein binding.